AUGGCGAAGCCAUGGAAUCUCAACGACGUGUACAGCGAGGACAUCCGCCUUCUUUACGUGCCUGCCGACGGCCGAUGCCUCUUUUGGACCCUGCUCUUGCACUCGCUGACCGACCAUGAGAAGGCAGAGUGGCGUGCAGCAGAGCGAUGCAAUGGGUGGCCAGCGGAGCAGAGCCUGCAGACCUUCGUUCACAGCAAGCUGAAGUUGAGCAACCAGUGCAAGACUGCCUUUCUGAACAGCCGAACGCCAAGCGAAGACGAAAUCCUUCAAGUUUUGGAAGACAAUGACAUGCAGCUUUAUCAGUUCGGAACCUGCACGGAGCCUUUGCGGCCGAUGCAAGUGUGGGGAGAGGAAUCCGCCGGCAAGACGAUCUGCGUUUUGAACGCAGGAUCCGUGGAUGGAGGUGGCGCGACCCACGAGCACUUCACGUACAUGUGGAUAGUGUCCAAGGAGGGACUUGCGACCCCAAGACCUUUUGAAACAGCCGAAGACGUGGCGGAAGGUUGGAAGGGGAGGGCGGGCAAGAUUGUUGUUUCGGGGGAGGUGGGGCGUGGCUACUCGGUUGUUUUGCAGAAGGCAGAAGAGAGACAAUACAAAAGUUGCCAUGGUAAGCUCGGGCGGAAGGCCAUAGACCUUGACAGUGAUGAUCCCAUUGAUGAUGGCUCGGAAGAGGCGGUGAAGCCAGGGCAAGAAGCGAGGGCAUUCUUGUUUGAUGUACAAGCCUUUUGA
Molecule: messenger RNA, 729 nt
Organism: Symbiodinium sp. CCMP2592
Lineage: Eukaryota; Dinophyceae; Suessiales; Symbiodiniaceae
Source: the annotation of a GenBank genome assembly